ACUUGAACCUUGUAACUUUAAAGUACACAGAUUGAAGGUUGUGCAUUAGUUAAAGAUAAGGCUGGCUUAAAUUAAAACCUGCAGAGCCUGAAUCCAGCAGAGGACGACUGCAGCAGAGCAGCAGUAGCUUAAAGGGUUUUAAAAUUUACAUUACUGCAAAAAUGGAUUUAAUUGUUUAAUCCCUUUUCAGCUUUUAAACUCUCUGGACCUGCAGUGUGCUGUUAUUUUUUCGGUUUCUUUCACACUUCAUCUCAGUAAGUUUGCAGAAAGAGCUAACCUUUUGUUUAAAAGAUGAAGUUCGAAGCCAUCCUGGAGGAGAUCAACGGCUUCGGGCCUUUCCAGAUCAUCCUCAUCGCGCUGCUGUGCUCCCCUCGGGUGGUUCUUCCCCUUCACUACCUGUUGAGUAACUUCAUCGCCGUGGCUCCUCCUCACCACUGCGACAUCAGCUCGCUGGAUGAUGGAGGGUUCUUCGGAAAUUUAACUCAAGAGCAGAGACUGACCAUCAGCAUUCCCACUGGAGAGGAUGGAGAACCUGAAUCCUGCGAGAUGUUUGCAGAGCCUCAGUUCCAGCUUUUAUCCAACAUCUCCAGCAGCAGCGACCUCCCCACAAUUCAGUGUCAGAGUGGAUGGAUUUAUGACAACUCCAGCUUCACCUCCACCCUGGCAACAGAGUGGGAUCUCGUCUGUGAUAGAAAGAAUCUGACAAAAACAGCAAGCUCGAUAUUCUUUUUUGGAGUCAUGGUGGGGGCCAUAGCUUUUGGAUUCCUCUCUGAUAAGUAUGGCAGGAAAAAGACUCUCCUGGCCUCGUACAUCAUGUCAAUGGCGUUCGGCUUCUCCACUGCAUUUGCAAACUCCUACCUCAUGUUUUCAGUGUUGAGGUUUCUCACCGGAUUCUCUCUGACGGGAAUCAGCGUCACUUCACUGGUUCUCAGCAUCGAGUGGGUGGACACGGCCCACAGGUCGUUCAUCGGUGUGAUCGGAGGCUUGUCCUGGUGUGCAGGAAACAUGCUGCUGGCUGGAUUUGCUUUCCUGAUCACCGACUGGAGGAUGCUGAAUGUGACUGUUACAGCGCCGGUGGCUUUGGCUGUUUUGACCUGGUGGUGGGUUCCUGAAUCUGCUCGAUGGCUUUUAGCCAACGGCAAAGUGGAACAGGCUCAGCUUUACCUGAACAGAUGUGCAAAAGUCAACAAACGACAAAAACUGUCGUCCAACUUCGAACUGGAAGAUCUGGACAACAUAAAUGUCCUGGAAAAGCAGAACAAGAACUACUCAUACCUCGACCUAAUCAGAACCCCAAAGCUGAGGAAGUUAACCCUACAGACGGGGAUAAUUUGGUACGGAGUCUCCUCGACGUAUUACUGCAUCAGUUUGAAUAUCUCUGGGUUUGGCUUGAACAUGUACCUCACACACUUCAUCUACGCUGCCAUCGAAGUUCCCGCCAAGCUGCUGGUUUAUUAUGUCGUCAACUUCUUCGGGCGAAGGAAGUGUCAAGCAGGAACGCUAAUGGGGACGGCGACCUGCGUGGUGAUAAACAUCUUCAUGCCAAAAGACCUGUGGCAGGUUCGUGCCGUGUUCGCCGUCCUGGGAAAAGGCUUCUCAGAAGCUGCCUUCACCACCAUCUUCCUCUACACGACUGAGCUUUACCCCACAGUCAUCAGGCAGAACGGUUUGGGCUACACCAAUUUCAUGUGUCGUCUGGGAGUGUCGAUGGCUCCUCUCAUCCUGAUGCUGGAGGACGUUUGGACUCUUCUUCCUCAGAUCAUCGUCUGCUCCAUGGCCUUCGUCUCCGGCCUCGUGGCUCUGCUGCUCCCAGAAACUCUCAACGUGAGCCUUCCGGAGACGAUAGACGACGCAGAGAAGCCAAGAACAAACGACGGAGCUUCUCAGACCAAAGAAUCUUCUGGUGUUUUACUGGAGUCAAACAGCAAAGCAGAAGAAACAUCUGGAGGACACAUGAGCAAAAGUAUUGGUCAACACCCUAUCUGAGUGUUUUUACUUCAAACUUGCAGCCUAUUGGAAAUAUGGACUUCCAAAGUUUCAUAUGGAACCAAAUCUGUGCACUUCAGGACGACACUUCCUGUAUCAUCAUUCUUCUUCUGAAUCAGUUUCUGGUUUGAACUUGUAGCAAAAUAAAAAAAAAAAAAUUAUAGAAAAAAACAAAAAAAGAAAAAUAUGUCACUUUGAUUACUGACCAUAAAGGGACUGUAAACUUUUGUUUUUUGCUAUUUGUAAGAAAUUUCAGAUCAAAAUCUUUAAGCUUCUCUGCAGUUUGAAAACAUAAAGAUACAAAUAUUUAAGGUCACUUCUUUAUAACGUAUUUUUUGAGCAGCUCUAAUUUUAUUUAUAAAAUUUAUAAAAUAUUUGUAAACCCACCAAAUUACUCACAAAUUAUGGAAAAAUUAAUGAAAACUGUCCAAAAGUAGUGGAAAUGAUUUUUAUUAAGUUCAAGAUGGCAUAAAAGCUGUUUAUAAUUCCUCAGAUUUGUCCAAAAAGUCUAGAAAUCUGUACACAUUUUUUGGCUUGAGACUGUGACACCUGGAUCGAUGUAAAACUGAUCUGGUUGCAGUUUUUACCAAAACUCAAAUGUGUUUUUUAUCCUUAAAAAAGACAUGAAAAUUGUCCAAAAUUACAGAAAACUUGUCCCAAAUGACUUACAGAUUGUCCACAAUAGUUGAAAAUGACUCAAAAUAUGUCCAAAAUUACACAGAACCAAUCCAGCUGAUCCAAAAUGUCUUGAAAUCUGUCUGCGUUUUUUUGUCUUUUAAUCUGACACUUGUCAGUCACUUGUGAAUGUUGUUCAUAGGAAUAAUCUGACUCAAAUCAAAUCAAAUUUAUUUAUUAUAGCAGAUUUAAAAACAGUUAACCAAAGAGCUGCACAUGUUAUAAGACAGCAGCAAGAAAUAAUAAAAGAGCAUAAAAUACUAAAAAAGAGGAUGGUAACUUGUAAGAUCAGUUUGUAAAAUACAUUCUGAGGUUUUUCUUGAAAAUAUCAACGAAGGAGGAACAUUUAGUAGAAAGAGCAAAUAUUCCACACCAGGAAAACUUUAUAUAAAAAGAAUUCAAGCUGUUAGCAGUAGUGUUAUGUGGUAUACUAGACUUGUAUGAUUUAGAAAACCGUUUAAAGUGCUUAAAACCACAGACAGAUGAUAUGUCGGCUCCUCUGGAUCGCUGUAAAAGUGAUUAAAAUGAAGCCAAUAUCUGCAAAUUAAAAGUUAAAGUUAAAAUCAAACAGCAUUUUUUCACCACACAAAAAAAACUCUGACCAGAUAUCAGAAAAAAAUAAAUAACAUAAAGACAAAAACAAUAAAGUGUAUCAGUGCUUUAAAACCCGAGUGCAAAUUUAAAAUAUCAGUAUUUCAAAUAAAGGUCCUGUGUCAGGGUGAAUAGAAAAAAAAAUCAAACUUUUCAAGAGCUUCUUUUCACCUAAAAACAAGCCAAGGAGCAUAAUUUCUAUGAGCAGAUCACAUGAAGCUCUAAAAAUGUACAUAUUGUGACAACUGCUGUAUGCAAAAUAUGAAAAAGUAAGCAUUUUAGGAGCGUAUCAGUCCUACAAUGUGACUCCAAUUUGUCAUCAUUUUUUGCAUAGUCAAACUUUAAAGAGUUCUAAUUUUAGCAAUAAUCAUUUUGUAGUUUGUUGGUUUUAUCUACAGACAUGAAUGGAAGUGCACUGAGUGUUUUAACUAGCUCACAGCAUAAACUAGUGAUCACAUUUGCAAGAAUACUCACACACAGGAUGUUCCUGAGAAACUGCUGAAUCACUCAGAUGGCAUCUCUGCCUGCAUCCAGACCUCUGAAUCCCUCCACUCUGACAGUAAAAAGUCAAGUCUGGCUUAUUUCAGGCAAAUAACCUUAUUUCAUGUGCUACUAGCUGUACUCACAUUUUCCAGCUACAUUUCACCUCUUAACUACUAAUUAAGAUGAGAAUUACCACCAAAUUCACUGCACAUUUUUUUGAAAUUCAGUUUUGUGUCACCAUAAAGAAGCUGCGCGUGUUAUUGGAAAUGAAGCGCAGCUGCACUGAAGCUUCCAUUAGCUGACUGGUUUCAUCAGCUGAGCGACCAGCUGACCUGUAACCAAUAACAUCCAUGAGAGUGUAACAUCACUCUUCUCCUUAUGCUAAUGUGCUCAUACCAGACAUGUUGCUACUGCAUAAGGAUUUAAAUGAUCAGAAUCCCAGAUGCUUCAAGAUGCUAAUCAAAAAGCAGAUUUUUUUCUGCUAAAUCUGUGUAAAAGUGCCUCUAACUUGUUCAUACAGAAAUAAUAGUUGUCCAAAACUAGACUGAUCGAUAUUUGGAUCAGUCCAGCUCAAUUCAUCAAAUUUUCUUCCAAUUUUUUUCCUCUGUGCAUGUUAUUAAGUAAAAUUUGUGUUAAAUCUGGGAUCUUAGAUAACAUCUGAGUUAAAAAUCCUUAAAGAAGGUGGAACUGUG
Molecule: messenger RNA, 4427 nt
Organism: Amphiprion ocellaris (clown anemonefish)
Lineage: Eukaryota; Metazoa; Chordata; Actinopteri; Pomacentridae
Product: solute carrier family 22 member 7-like
Exons: 11
Coding region: 292-1986 (564 amino acids)
Biological process (GO): transmembrane transport
Cellular component (GO): membrane
Molecular function (GO): transmembrane transporter activity
Source: RefSeq, a predicted model, not a curated record